AUGCUACUUCAAAAAUCAGUGCAGUUCGUUUUCGUUAUCGUGCUGCUACACCGCGAGGCCUUCGGUACCCUUUCUCCGUCCGAUAAGAACAAAAACAAGAAAGUAAAGGAACUAAAAGUAAAGGUUGGCCCACAAUCGACCAAUGUGUACGACAGAGACCUGGUACAGGGGGAACCGUCUGCCAAGGAUAUUAUUGUGGAAAAUGCGGCAUACUUCCUGGAUACGUCGCUGAAAUUGUUCGAGGGCAAGGUGCUAGGGUUUGUUACGCCGUGGAACAACCAUGGAUACGACGUGGCCAAAACUUGGGGACCAAAGUUUGAUUACGUGUCUCCAGUGUGGCUACAAAUCUUACGGAAGGGUCCGAAAAAGUACGAAGUGGCCGGUGUGCACGAUAUCGACGAUGGGUGGGUGAAGGAUGUGAAGAAAGCGGGCUCAUCUAUCAACAACCGUGUUGUGCCACGUGUGCUGUUUGACAAAUUCACCGAUCGGGACUUCUCUCAGCUGCUGACUUAUCCGGAGGAGCGUACCAUUGUCGCUAAGCUACUGUUGGCAACUGCCCGAAAACAUAAAUUUGACGGUAUCGUACUCGAGGUCUGGUCACAAUUAGCCGCCCGUGUUGAGGAUAACUAUCUAAUCGGGCUGGUAGAAGAAAUCUGUACCACACUGACCUCCGCAUCAUACGACUGCAUUCUUGUGAUACCGCCGGCACGGAAAGAAACGUAUGAUCUCUUCUCGCGCAAGCACUUUGAAGCACUCGCACCAUCGGUAACGGCCUUCUCGCUGAUGACGUACGACUAUUCGAGCGUACAGCGACCGGGAGCGAAUGCACCACUUUACUGGGUACGGAAUGCGGUCCAGCAUAUCUGUCCGGAUGGUACGGAUGGUAUGAGGGAGAAGCGAGCCAAAAUUCUGGUUGGUCUGAACAUGUACGGUAGCGAUUUUACACCGAACGGUGGUCAACCGAUAGUGGCGCACGAGUAUUUGGCACUGUUGAAACAUCUAAAGGGUCAUCUGACGUACGAUGAGCAUGAUGUGGAGAACUUUUUCGAAGUGAAGACCUCCACUGGGCGCCAUAUGGUAUUCUAUCCGACACUAUUUUCCAUUGACGAAAGGCUUAAGCUGGCCCGAGAGCUUGGGACUGGCAUUUCCAUAUGGGAGCUUGGACAAGGGUUGGAUUAUUUCUAUGACCUUUUCUAA
This is a messenger RNA of Anopheles marshallii, 1197 nucleotides long. RefSeq names its product chitinase domain-containing protein 1. Lineage: Eukaryota; Metazoa; Arthropoda; Insecta; Diptera; Culicidae. The transcript has 4 exons. Gene Ontology annotation, molecular function: chitin binding; oligosaccharide binding. Gene Ontology annotation, biological process: carbohydrate metabolic process. Gene Ontology annotation, cellular component: extracellular region. Bases 1 to 1197 code for a protein of 398 amino acids. The record is from RefSeq and is a predicted model, not a curated record.